This is a messenger RNA of Drosophila busckii, 2529 nucleotides long. RefSeq lists its product as uncharacterized. Gene Ontology annotation, biological process: response to zinc ion; zinc ion transmembrane transport. Gene Ontology annotation, cellular component: plasma membrane. Gene Ontology annotation, molecular function: zinc ion transmembrane transporter activity. The transcript has a single exon. The record is from RefSeq and is a predicted model, not a curated record. NCBI's taxonomy places the organism in Eukaryota, Metazoa, Arthropoda, Insecta, Diptera, Drosophilidae. The coding region runs from base 79 to 2493 and encodes 804 amino acids.
UCUGUCAGUGUGUGUGUGUGUGCGUGUGUGUGUGUGUGUGUGUGCAGGUGUGUCAAAAAAGAGCUUACAAUUGAUAAGAUGAGCUACAAUCAGAAAACACAUGACAGUGAAACUGAAGACAUUGAGAAAGUAGACGACGAAGCCCUGCAGGCGGCUUUGCGCGAUCUGGUUCAAAUACCCGACAUUGAGCCGGAAAGCAAGGUUGAGAAACAAAUUAGUUUUCAUACAGAGCCGAAGCAUGAAAGAUGGCUAGAACAACUAAGAGGUCGGACACAGCCAUCCAUAGAGCCUCUCAUGUCUCAAAAGCCGAAAAAGGACGAUAAAUGGAUUACGAAACAUAAGAAAUUAACUGAGCAGCCAGCGGCUAAGCACGAAACUUGGGCAGAGAAGCUUAAAGCAACAACCCUAAGCAAAACUGACAAAAAGUCCAUAGAAAAAAAAUUUGAGUUCCAAAUGUGUGCGGCGCAAGCGAAGCUAACCGCAUCCGAGCUGCAUUUCAAGCAUCUACGCAUUGCAGCUGCUUCCAAGCCCAAGAGUUUUGAAGAGCUCUGCCACAAGCCCGCGCACAUGGCCAGCACACAAACGCUGACUGUACAGGCAGCUACAGUAGCCACUGGCACUGAGCUAACCCACGUUGAAGAGGCUGUCCAAGCGGUGUUGCAAGAACAGUUGCCAGCGUCACAAUUGGGCAAUGUUAUAAAUAUUAUAACAGUGCCUUCGUUUCAGCGUGGACUCAACUGUCAAAAAAGCAAUGAAAAGGAUGAAAAGUCUUUUCACUUGUUGCCCAUCAAAUUUCCAAUCCUGCAACGUUUAACUGAGAAGCUAGCCCAGGAGACAGAGAGCCCUGUUAUAACACCCAUAGCCACACCUAGAUCCAGCGAAACCUUUAUCAACACCGCUGUCCUAAUUGCAGAGGCUCCAGCUUCCUUGGGUGUGGUAGCGAAUCCAAUGUCACUGCUGCCAAAAACUGAGAAUGUAUCCCACAAAUGGAUCAAUAGUGGUCUAUUAAUUGUAGCACCGGAUAACCCGGAAAUAGAUGCUAAGCCAGGACCACCCGCAUCAACCGUCUCCGCACCAGAACCAGAAACUAAUCCACUAAUCCAAACUAAUCCAGAAGCUGCAACUAAUCCACCUGCCAUCAUCGAGCCAGAGCCCGAGUCGAUACCAUUUAGUGGAUCUCCCACCAUAGAACCCAAUUUGGAAGAACCGAAAAAGAGUACUGUAGAGAGAAGCGAAAGCAAAGGCACAUUGACAAUCAUUGGACGUUCCACACGCAUAACCACACAAUAUCAAGAUCACUGCCAUGUCGAUCGCAAGGACUCUGGCAUUAAUAAACGGGCGAAACGCAAGCUUAUCGUUGCCUGCGUGCUCUGUCUGGUCUUUAUGGUCUGCGAGGCUGUAGGUGGUAUUCUGGCCAAUAGUCUAGCCAUUGCCACUGAUGCAGCUCAUUUGUUGACCGACCUGGUUAGCUUUCUCAUAUCCCUUUUCGCAUUGCAUCUGAGCUCGAGGCCUGCCACGCAGCGCUUGAACUUUGGUUGGUACCGGGCCGAGGUGAUUGGCGCCAUGAUCUCUGUCUAUUUCAUUUGGGUCUUAACAGGAGUACUGGUGUGGAUGGCAAUAGACCGUUUAGUGAAGGAUGUUCAUUAUGUAGACGCAAAAAUAAUGCUUAUAUCCUCCGCUCUGGCCAUACUAUUCAAUCUCGUAAUGGCGGUGCAACUUACCUAUGGCAGCGGUAACGCCUUCUAUAAGGCUGGCGAUUUACGCAGUAAGCUGCGAAGAAGAAAACCAGAGCCACUGCAGAUUGAGAGCGCCAAUAGCAAGCAGAACUUCGAGGAUCCCCACACUGCAGUUAAGCCAGCCGAAUCCGAUCUAAUGCAAACAACUUUGCCUGUACAAUAUGCCCAUGGACAUAGUCAUAUGCCGCAGGAGAAUAUUAAUGUAAGAGCCGCCGUUAUCCAUGUUAUGGGUGAUUUGAUACAGAGUGUGGGCGUUUUUGUGGCUGCAAUUAUUAUUUUCUGUAAACCAGACUUGUCAUACGUUGACGCUAUAUGCACUAUUCUGUUUGGGUUGAUUGUGCUUGUGACAACCUUUCGCAUUCUCGUCGAUGUGUUCAAGGUUCUCAUGGAGGGUUCGCCAGACUAUAUGGAUUAUGAGGUUGUUAAGAACACAUUUCUCAGCAUUGAGGGCGUAGUGCAUGUGCAUAAUUUGCGGAUCUGGGCAUUGAGCAUCAAUAAAGUUGCACUCUCUGCUCACUUGGCCAUAGAACAAAACGCUGAUCCUCAGCUCAUUCUUCAGCAGGCGAAAACCUUAAUACACCAACGUUACAACCUGUUCGAGACGACUAUACAGAUCGAGGAGUAUAGACCUGGCAUGGAGGACUGCGACCAGUGUGCGACACCUCCCAAGUCUAAGCCAAAAUCUAGCAAUAAAAGAAACAGUACGGAAACUGUUUCACAUCGCAUAAAACUAAAAUUCUCGAAACCUAAAAAAUAGUUAUUUGAAGAAAAAAAUAAAACUGUUCUACUAUAU